Molecule: messenger RNA, 870 nt
Organism: Racocetra fulgida
Lineage: Eukaryota; Fungi; Glomeromycota; Glomeromycetes; Diversisporales; Gigasporaceae
Source: the annotation of a GenBank genome assembly
AUGAAUGUGAUCAAACAUGAUACUCCUAAUUUAGAUGAAUUAAUUUAUCAAUGUCAUGCUUUGGUAGACCUUCCAACUAAUUCUGAAAAACAAUCCUCUUCAAAAUUAUCAAAGAAAAAUUCAAAAUCAAAAUCUCCUUUUAGUAAAUCUCCUCCAAAUGAUGAUGACCUUCCAACUUCUCCAUUAAGUCAAACAAGUUUAAUAGGCGAAGCAUUAAAUCAACAAAUCGUGGUUGAGAUGUCACGAGAACGAAUUGUGGAACCUGCUUAUAUGCAUGCUUAUAUAAAUCCUCACGUAUCUCAUAGAAAUAACUUAAAAUCUCCUACUCCAAGUGAUAGACCUUUUAGUCUUAAUUCGGAUUUGUUAGCUCCAUUACCAAGUCCAAAUUCGGAAUUUGCUGCUGAUGCUGCUAAUAAUAAAAUUAGGAGUAAUAAUAAUCAAGGAAAAUCUUUAUUUUUCCAAAAUAAUAAUCAAAAAAUAGCGCCAGAUAAUGAGGAAAUAGUGAACGGUGCACCAUCAAAUCAAAGUCACAUGAACAGAACAAACCGAUAUGCUAAAGAUCAAAAUUUUGUUAGCAUUAAUGUCAUUGAACAAAAUGAUCUUGAAAAUGUUAACCAAAAUAAUCUUGGAAAUGUUAAACAAAAUAAUCCUGGAAAUGUUAAACAAAAUAAUCUUGAAAAUGUUAAACAAAAUAAUCCUGGAAAUGUUAAAGGGGAUCAAUAUAAUCAGAAGGACAGAACUGAUGUUAAUAAUGUUAUUGAUACUGACAUAAGGAAUAAUAUUGGUAAACAGAAUUACAAUAAUGAAUUCUUGAGUCCACCAAAGAUUGAAAAGAAACAUAAAAAGGGCAUUGUUCAAAAUUCCUCAUAA